CGUGCGGUCGUUACCUCCUCUCUUCUGCCUUCUCUGUUUGUGUCUCAGAACGGCAGCGACACUUGCUUUUGUGGCUGGCUGCCGACGCCGGCCUCUCACGCGCGCUGGCCAUCGCCUUUUGCAUUCCGAGUUAUUUACCUUGCUCGCUUGAAACAUCGAAACACGCCCGGCGCCUGUUUCCUCGAAGAACUCUUCCGGCAGAUCGCCGCGCGCCGGCUGCGGCCUCUUUAGCGACUUGAACUUGACCCGGACCCUCCGAGUUGUGAUUCUACCGUCUCCGAAAACGCCGCCAAAAUGCCGCCCUCACUCAACACCCACGCCUCCUUCACCCGCCCGCGGACUGGCGACCGCGAAGGCCGCCCCGUCACCCGCGACCAGGCCGAUGGCAACCUCAUCAUCCCGAGCCGGACCUCGUCUCUCCACUCGCGCAUCACCCAGCCGAUUCCCUCCACCCUCAACAUGAAGCCCCAGCAGCGCCAUCCCAAAACCCUCACCCACGCCUACAUGGUCUGUGGCGUGGGCCGCGAGCCCUCGCAGUGGGUGAAGGCUCCGCCGCCCGUUCAGGGCAAGAUUGGCCACAUGAAGGGCGCUGUGCCCCAGUUCUGGCUUCCCGAGAUUCUCGGGAGCAGCCCGAGGCUGGAGCAGGACAAUGAGAUCGCUCGGGCGCUACACGCCGCCAUGAGGGCCUGCUUCCCCCACGACGUCGAGAUUUGCACUGGCCGCAGUCAGCCGCACUGCGUCCACCACGCCUUCGUACUACAGCAGGACUCCUCCCAUACGCUCUACGGCAUCUGCCUGCGCGUCUGGUCGCGCGCCGACGAGAAGCGCGCCGAGACCAUCCGCGAGCUCAGGAAGCGCACCGAGCCCGACUUCUACGACAACCCGGAGGAGCAGUACUGGAUCCCCUACUGCCUGUCCUUCCUCUCCCGCUACCCGCUCUACAACCUGCUCGGCGACUACCUGCGCGGCAUGUGGAUCCACUGGAACAAGGCCACCAACCUGUUCCACGCCGAGGAGGUGUCCCGCAUCCUGAGCUUCCCCGCCCCUCGCCUGACCGACCUGGUUCGCAUCGACAUGAAGGACUACGCGCUCUGCUACCAGUUCCCCUCGACGCCUACUGGGUUCCAGAACUUCGCCCUCUGGCCGCUCUUCUGCUGUCUCUCCAUCCCCAACAUCGUCGGCGUCAUCGAGGCCGCCAUCUCCCCCACCCGCCGUAUCAUCUUUGUCAGCCACUACCCCGCCAUGCUGACCAUGGCUGCCGAGACGGUCCGCUUCUGCGUCCGCGUCUACGAGUGGAGCGGUCUCUACGUGCCCAUUGUCCACGCCCGCCACGCCAAGGACCUCGUCGAGGAACCCGGCCCGUACAUCCUGGGCAUCACGGCCGAGUGCAGAUCGCUCUUCACCGCGCCCAACGAUGCCUUGGUUGUCGACCUCGACCGCAACUUCGUUCUUACUUCGAACCCGCCGACCGCGCUCACGCCCAGCCAGCGCAACAAGUUUGUGACGAGGCUCACCCAGGCCCUGAACGGCGAUGUGACGCCUUCGGGCGUGCCGCAGCAUCUGCGGUCUGCGUACGGUGGAGGAAAGCUGGUCCCGGCUGGUCAGAUCAUCGUUAUGCGUGGCGAGGUGGAGUCGAUUCAGGACCCCGAGUGGUGGAACCAGGACGCCGUCAUGGCCGUCAUGGACCAUGUCUGCGAGAAGAUGCUCCGCAACACUGGCUUGAAGGCCGUCUUUGGCGGGUCAGUUAAGAAGCCGCUGAUGACCAAGGUCUCGAUGAGGCAUCUGAAUGAAAUCGUGCGCGAGCGGAACCAGUACUCGAGGGAUGCUCUGGAGGCCUGGCAGGAUUUCAUCAACCUCAAGGGCCGCAUGGACACGGAGCUCAGCAAGGUUACCAAGCGCAACAACUAUCUCAAUGAGGAACUCGAGAGCUGGAAGCAGCAGUUCCUCAAAUUCCAAGCCUUUGCCGAUACGCUCACCAAGGAGACGCAGGAGCUCAAGGUGAAGAUCGAGAACCACAAGCGCGAGAACCGCCGUCUGGCCGGUCUCAUCGACCAGCAGAAGGAGGAUGCCGCGCGGCUCUCGAACCGCCUGGCCGGCACCGAGAAGCAGCGCGACGACGCCCUGGAGGCCCUCGUUCUCCAGCAAGAAAUCGCCGAGGAGCUCGAGCGCGAACGCAAGAGGAAUCGGAAGGAGCUCAGCGCCCUGCAGCACACCAACGUCACCAUUGUCAGGCAACGCGACGAGGCCCGCCGCGUGGUGCUGCAUCUGCGCAGCCUGAUCGCCGGCCAGCACCAUCACAUGGAGCACCUCGUCAAGACGCUGACCUCCCCCGAGGAGCUCGCCGCCGAGAUCGAGGCCGGCUUUGCCGCCCAGGAGGAGGCCGAGGCCGCUGCUGCUGAGCAAGAGGGCGCCGAGGAGAGCGACGCGCGCUUCAUCAAGAACCUCACGCUGGCGAGCCGGCGCAUCUCCACGCAGACGUUCAUCGACGUGGCGGACCGGCACCUGAAGGACAAGACGGACGCCAUCGCCCACAUCAUCCGCAACAUCGCGGAACAGUGCCAGGCCGCUGUCGAAGGCCUACAACUCGCCCAGGACGCCGAGCUCGGGCGGCCGCACUCGCCGGCCGCCAGGGCUCGGGAGUUGUCAAAAAGCAGGAGGGGGAGUUCUCUCUCCGUCGCCCCCAGCGACGACGGCGCCGCGUCGUCGACCGCGGCGUCCGAUGUCGGUGACGAUAGCAGCACCCUCCUCCGACCGAACAGCGGCCGCAUCUCCAGCAUCCCGCCCACACCGGAUCUCAUUCCCAACCGCAGCAGCACUAGCAUGUCUAUCGCGAGCACCACCACGGCCACGACCCCGGAGCGAACCUCCCAGCAGUACGGCCUCCACGGCCACGCCUUCGCCAGCCACGACAUCCCCACCAAGAUCGUCGAGGACGACGAGGACGUCGCUGACCUCGCCCGCGCCGACGACCGGCCCGGACACCCCGACCACCCCGACGACGACAGCAACCCCAUCCCCGCGCCCCCGCAGGAUCAGGGUCUCGUGGGCAAGCAGCCCGCCGUCGAGAGCCUGAUCCACCGCCCCUCGGGCGCCCGCAUCAGCGCGCUCGGCACCUCGCGCUAAAUUAUUUUCUUCCCCAUUGCCCCGUCCCGUGAUGAUGAGUCGGUCGGAAGAAAAAAAAAAAGGAGGGGGAGCGCUUGGGAGCGGGUGAGAUCAGCAGAGCGAGCAGU
Molecule: messenger RNA, 3230 nt
Organism: Thermothielavioides terrestris NRRL 8126
Lineage: Eukaryota; Fungi; Ascomycota; Sordariomycetes; Sordariales; Chaetomiaceae
Exons: 5
Coding region: 295-3123 (942 amino acids)
Biological process (GO): regulation of Rab protein signal transduction
Cellular component (GO): cytoplasmic vesicle
Source: RefSeq, a predicted model, not a curated record